CACCCGCCCCGCAGCCAACUUGGGGCCGAAACUUGCCUGGGGUCCCGCGCUCUAAAAAGGAGUGCGUAGCCCAGCGACUGCCGACGGCAGCCAGCCGACCCAGGAGCCCAGGGCCUAGCGCGCCCCUCUUAGUCGGCCUCGGGCCCCGCACCCCUGAAUUCCUCCACUGGCUGAGCUCGGGGGUCUCCAGCGAAGAGCAGGGAGCCGUCCGGGGGUCAGGAAGCAGCGCGGAUUCCGAAGCCCGGGACUCCCCGGGCCGGGCGCAGCGGGCCCCGCGGAGGCUGCCUCAGCAUCUGGGGGCCGAGAGACGCCUCGGUGGGACCCCCGGAGCGGGGCGCGCCCGUCUGCGCCGCCAACCCUGCGCCCUAGCAGCGGAUGCAGAGUCCGGUGCAGCACGCGGAGCAGCCCGCGCUCUGAGAGGAGCGGGCAGGGUCUGCCUUGGGCCCCACCGGCCGGGGAGGGUCCCCACAUCGCCCCCCAGGCUCCCGCGGGCCGUGCCUCCGCGCGCGGCGGCGCCCGGCCGAGUUCAGCGCAUCCAGGCACUUGCAGAGCCUGGCGGAGGAGAGCGGCGAGCCGGCGUCCGCGGGGCCUGACAAGCGGCGGGACAUGCAGGGAGCCCCAUCUUGGAAGCUGUCGGUCCCCAGGGUCUUCCCAGGGCACUGGAGAGGGGUGAGGCCAACGAUGCCUGGCCUGCUGCUGCUCUUCACAGCUGCUCUGCUGUCCAGCUGGGCGCAGCUUCUUGCAGAAGCCAACUCCUGGUGGUCACUAGCUAUGAACCCGGUGCAGAGACCCGAGAUGUUCAUCAUUGGUGCCCAGCCUGUGUGUAGCCAGCUUCCUGGACUCUCCCCUGGCCAGAGAAAACUGUGCCAAUUAUACCAGGAGCACAUGGCCUACAUAGGGGAGGGAGCCAAGACAGGCAUCAAGGAGUGCCAGUACCAGUUUCGGCAGAGGCGGUGGAACUGCAGCACCGUGGACAACACUUCCGUGUUUGGGAGAGUCAUGCAAAUAGGUAGCCGAGAGACUGCCUUCACCUAUGCAGUGAGUGCUGCGGGGGUGGUCAAUGCUAUCAGUCGGGCUUGCCGCGAGGGGGAGCUUUCUACCUGCGGCUGCAGCCGGACAACGCGGCCCAAGGACCUUCCCCGGGACUGGCUGUGGGGUGGCUGUGGGGACAAUGUGGAGUACGGCUACCGCUUUGCUAAGGAGUUUGUGGACGCCCGGGAGCGGGAGAAGAACUUUGCCAAGGGAUCAGAGGAGCAAGGACGAGUGCUCAUGAACCUGCAGAACAAUGAGGCGGGCCGGAGGGCUGUGUAUAAGAUGGCAGAUGUAGCCUGCAAAUGCCAUGGCGUUUCAGGGUCCUGCAGCCUCAAGACCUGCUGGCUCCAGCUGGCCGAGUUCCGCAAGGUGGGGGACCAGCUGAAGGAGAAGUAUGACAGCGCCGCCGCCAUGCGCAUCACGCGCAAAGGCAAGUUGGAGCUGGUCAACAGCCGUUUCAACCAGCCCACCCCAGAGGACCUGGUGUACGUGGAUCCCAGCCCUGACUAUUGCCUGCGCAAUGAGACCACAGGCUCCCUGGGCACCCAGGGCCGCCUCUGCAACAAGACCUCGGAGGGCAUGGAUGGCUGUGAGCUCAUGUGCUGUGGCCGGGGCUACGACCAGUUCAAGAUUGUCCAGGUGGAGCGCUGCCACUGCAGAUUCCACUGGUGCUGCUUUGUCAAGUGCAAAAAGUGCACCAAGAUCGUAGACCAGUAUGUCUGUAAAUAGCCAGAGAAGGCCUCUCUCUUCUGGCCCUCUCCUCCACUCUGCCUCACAAAAGUCUAUAUUAUAUAAAUCUAUAUAAAUAUAUUUUAUAUUUGUAUAAAUAAAUAGAUGGAUGAUAAAUAAUUAAAAGAAGAAAACAGAAAGGAAAAGCUUAUUUAAGAGACGCUGGAGAUCUUUGAGGACUGGACUUUGCUGGUUCUCGACUCCCAGUGGGUGGGAGGAAGGGGUUCUUUCUCUCCCUCUGGUGGAGACGCUCAGGUUGUAAGGACUUGGAAAUAUUUACUGUCUACCCACCAAUGCCUUGAGGAGAGAGGUGGUGGUUAGAUGGAGAAAUGAUUUUGUCUGGAAGUCUGAAGUCUUUGGUGGGUAUGUGACUGCUCCAUGAUCCCAGGCAUUAGGUCAAGAGGCCCCAUGGAAGGUGGCAGAAAUUCACUUUGGACCUUGAUGUCUUCAGGGUCUUGCCCAGAAUACCAAUUGGUUCAGUAAGAGGCCUGGUGCUUUCUUACCUGUUCACUUGUGUACAUAUCUGCAGAAUCCACAGUGACAGCAACAGCUCCUUUCCCAAAAUGAGGAGCGGUCUGGUGUCGUCUCUGACCAGGUGGCCACACCUGAGGAUCCACACCUCCCUGGACUUCCAGGCCUGUCUUUCCAGCAAGAAGUCUUCUUCCUCCACACUUCACUAGCUCCUGCCACAAGUUCCCUGCACCAAGGGGCAAGGGGUUCAUUUGACCUGAUGUUUUAGAAAGGACAUGGACUGAAUAUUUGUGCCUGGGCUGUGGAAAUCCAGGUGCAUAACUGAACUGAGUGAACGUUGCACUGUCCUCCCACACAGGGAGAGGAAACUUGUGAUGCUGCUGCUGUCACUUCCUCCUUCAAGGGAAGCCUCAUGAACCAACAGGAUCCAUUGAUAGGUCAGGUGCAGCUGGCCUGGCUCGGUCUCUUCAUCUCUGGCCCAGAUGUACAGUUUCUCUGUGACAUUAAAUACCCUUCAUUGAGGCUUCUCUCCUUGUCCUUAUUUGGACACAUGAUUAUCUUUCAUGAGUCUCCUUUUAUUUUUUAUCUGACCCUUAGGACCCUGCUACAUGGUACAUGUAUGGAAGAGAAUAAGGAAAUUGAGAUGUUUUAGAGUUCUAGUCUGGUGAUUAGAGAGAGGGAUAGGAGAAUAUUGUGCAAAUUAAGUAAAACAAUACAUUUAAGCCCUCUCCCCAAGGUCUGGCACAAAGUUAAAUAAUAAGUGGGUGGUGCAAAUGGUUAAGUGCUCAACCACUAGCCAAAUGGUUGGCGGUUUGAACCCACCCAGAGGCGCCUCAGAAGACAGGCCUGGUGAUCUGCUUGUGAAAGGGCACAGCCCUGUAAACCCCAUGGAACUGUUCUAUUCUGCACACAUGGGGUCACCAAGAAUUGGAAUCGACUCAACAACAAAAAAAAUCAGAGAUUAAGUUUAAAUCCCACUUUAUCUCCUUUUCUUCCCUUCUUCCUUCAUUUUACAGCUACCAAGUUAACCCUGGUGUGCUUCCUUGGUCCUUGGUAAAGCACAGGCAGUGGGAUGCCCUCUGCAAGCCUCUCCACAUCUGGAGCCCGGUAUCUGAGGCUGGCAGAGAGAGUAGGCCAAGCUCAGAGAGGGAGUAGAGAUGUUACUAUCCUAGAAAGGGAGGGGGGAGAUUGGGAGAGGGAGGCAUUGAGCCAGGCUGCACUGGGUGACAGGCCUGCAGGUGAGCCAGGCACCACAUACAGAUACGAGUUCUGUUCUGGGAAAGCUUAUUUCUGGGGGAAAUAACGGAAUUACAGAAUUAACUUGGAUUAUAACAAGCAAAUGAUACUGCAAAAUGAUCUAAAAGAGAUUCUGCCUGAGGGUGUCUGUGGUCAUACAUACUACUGGUAUCUUUAGUACCUAAAGAGGAACCUUCUGACUCAACAUCAAAGAACAUCAGACCCAGGGUUAUUUUACUGGCAACUGUUAUUCACAUUGUCACCCACAUUCCUUUGGUCAACAUUUUUAAGAUGCCUGGUGCAGGUUGUAGCCAUGGAUGAAAAUGAUUGAAGCCAGUUGACCUACAAAUCAAAACCUUGUCUUUUGCUUAGUUGGCAUUUAACCAAAUAAGCUACAGAGGCAUGUGGAAGGAGGGUUAGAAGGGGCAUUUGCCCCUGGGUGCAAGUUCAAGGUGGUGCCAGGCAAUGCCAACAGGCUGGUGAAUUGCCACCCCCCACCCUAUUCUACCCCCUACCCCCCACCCAUCGACAUAGUUGGCUGGUGUGGGGGGGUGAGAGGUGGGGUGGGGGGUACAAACUUAGAGAUUGCCUCUGGGCACUAGUUACCCUCGCUGAGCCUCUGAUAAACUAACCAGUCACACAGAUCAGCCAUGAUAGUAAGUGUUUUGAAACACUACCUGGCAUCAUUGCUCUUUCCUAUGUCAUUGUUCUGGAAGCCCAGAGAGUUACCUUCUAUCAGGUGCUCAAAAUAUUUGAGAGCUAAUAUUCAAUUCCCCCUGAGAGACCUUGGGAAAUUAAUUGGGAGUGACUUGUCCACAAUCCCCAAAUCACUUCCAUAUUCAUGAAGGGAGAUGGAUAAUCCCUACUAUGUCAAGAUACUCCUUCGGAGUUAUGGCAAGGGGAGGGAGUAAAUACAUUUUUCUUCUGGCCUGGGGAAUAAGUCAUUUGUUCAAAUACCAAUGUGAUUGUUCCAUCCACUGACAAACCAGGCUCAGGAAAUAUUUCAUUUCCUUAGUUCAGUUUGUUUCCAUGGUUUUAAAAAUAGAUUGAGAUGGAUUUAAAGUUAUUGCCACAUCCUUAUUAAAUCCUGGGAGUUGUCUGUGAAGUGACAAGUAAUGCUGUAGGAAUGUGGUUGCAGACUAUGGAGACCAACCUACAAGAAAUAAGCUGCUGCUGCGAAUCAUAGGAAGUUAGAACAGGAAGGGAACGUGACAGUCAGAUCUCCAGCUCCUGGUUUUCCAGAUGAGGACCUCUAAAUCUUGAACAAAUGUAGAGUACUAGGCCUCUGAUGCAAGAAACUUUUACUCAGUUGCUUUGAGGUAGAGCCUGGGAUUAGCUGUACUUGUAACAAGGACCUGAGGGCAUUCUAUGCUGGUGGUCCAAGACUACACUUUGAGCAGAUGCAAAUCUAUAGGUCUGUAGUCAAUAAGAGCUAGCUCAAAAUCCACAGGGAGACAGGAAGCCAGUUCCUGACUCCCAGCCCAGUGCUCUUGGCAGCGCUGUGCAGGAUUUCCUAGUAUCUACAAUUUAUUAUAAUCAACAUGUCAUCCUGGAAAGAUCAAUGCAUUGGGUGUAAUGCCUGGACCAAGCAGUCCUAGCCAUCCCAGGGAAACUUUCUGAUGAGGUGGAAAAGGACAUUCUGGCAUAGAGCAAAACUGAUUUGCCCAAGGAGGUGCCACUUCCUCCAUCUGUAGGGACAUACCUGUAGGUUCAAUCCCUACAUGAAUAUGAAACACCAGCUGCCAUCUGAGUUGAUUCCAACUCAUGAUGGCCCCAUGGGUGUCAGAGUAGAACUGUGCUCCAUAGGGUUUUCAAUGGAUGAUUUUUUGGAAGUAGAUUGCCAGGCCCUUCAGAGAUGCCUCUGGGUGGAUUUGAACCUCCAACCUUUCAGUUAGCAGCCAAGCGCGUUAACUGCAUCACCCAGAGACUCCGUAGUAAGGCUAUAUUUGCUUAGCUAUUUGCAUACAUCCACCUUGUUUUCAAGAUAAAAUUAGGGGGAAGGUUUGCCUGACAUUCUCCGUUGAGAAGACAGGAUGGACAACUAGCAGAUGGCAGGGUAAGAAAGUACUCAUUCACAGCCGGGGUUACCAUUAGGGUAGGCCUACAUUCAUAAAAGCAUCCUGAGCAAAGUCUCUCAAGAAUUUGGUUUCUGAGCCCUAAUUUGGAGAGCUCAUUUAGUUCUUCUCAAGGGGCCCUGGUGGCGCAGUGGUUAAGCGCUUGGCUGCUAACCGAAAGGUCAGUGGUUCAAAUUCAUCAGCCUCUCAGUGGGAGAAAGAUGCUACAGUUGGCUUCCAUAAACAUUUACAGCCCUGGAAGCCCUAUAGGGCACGUCUACCCUGUCCAUAUGGUAGCUAUGAGUCGGAAUUGACCUGACUGGCAAUGGUAUUUAGUUGUCAUAUACUCUCUGUUCUUUGAGGUGAGAAAAAAAAAACUUGCUUCUUGUGUGUUAAAACCCCAGACUGGUUGUUGUCUUUGAAAUUCUGCCCUGCUUCUUCUCUGUAAUCAUUAGUAUCUUAUUUAAGCUUUGUCAUCCCAUGGAUUUCUAGGAGCUAGCAAGACAUCCUGUGGCUGAGAUUGCCCCACAAGAUAGAAACCGUCCAGCUGCAGUAGCUUAUCAAGAAAUAAGCCCUAUUUUUUGGGCAGAGAGCCACACCGCCCCAAGAGGGUGGAAAAAUAGCUGUUUCCAUCUUAAAACGGGCUCUGAUACAUUGCCAGACACCGCUGACACUGGUCAUAUGUAUUUUGAAAGAAUCUCAGUGUAUGUGAGCAUGUGUGUGUGUGCGUUGCGCUCAUACACGCCCAUGCACAUAGAAGUGGAUGUUUUCCAUUAAUUUGGGGUGUGGGGAGGUGGGGAGACACAUGAGGCAUGGAAUAUGUAACAAAUUAAAAAUAACUUACCACUUCUGGCUGAGAUGUUGCAGAACAUGGGUUGUCUAGCUUUAUUUGGAAUCCCUGUCUUUUGAUUGGCUAGUGAUGACAAGCUUCAUGUCUCUGGAAGGAACGUUGAGAAGGACCAUGUGAGCCAUGGUUGCUAAGUUAUUGUUAUAUAAGAAUCUCUGUGUUGUAGUUAUACUAAAAUAAUAAGUAAAAAAAAAAAAGGAUGCUUUAAUUCCUGGUUUUACAUAAACACUGUGGACACAUAUAUGGUUUACCCGUAUUUGCCCAGUGUAAGAAAGCGUUGGCCUAGAUAUGAGGAUGAGACAUUAGGCAUAUGGAAGGAGACUGAGUCUCCCACACAGUUAAUGUGCUAGAUGGGACCUCCAGCGUGUAAACUCUCCACAGCCCUUGUUCUCUCCCUCCUGCUGCCUGCCUUUUGGCCAGGCCUCUGCUCAUUUGCAGCUCUACCAGAGGCAGCAAGAGAAGAUAAAACUGAAUCAGUUAAUUUAGGCUUUGUAAGUAGUUUUGAUAAAUAACUGGAUUGGAGAGGAGGUGGAUAAACUGAGAUUUGAAAAAUGAUCUGUGAAUUUAAUUUGUCACUUAUGUGUAUUAUCUACUACUCCCCAUGAUAACUGAAAACAGACUGAAAGCUGCUCAAAGCCAAAGCGGUAGGAGACUGCAGUAUCCAGAGAGUAGAAGCAAAGAUUCCUAUCACUCGAGAGCAAAAGAGGGUCUGCUCAAGUGUGGACAACAAGCGGCCUAUCAGCAGAAUAUCAGAAGGGGGCUUCAGCAGUAGCACCAAGAAAAGCUGUGAAAGAAGAGACACUGUAGAACGGGUGACCCCUUUUAAUACAAUUUCAUUUUAAAGCCAAAAGGAAUGUGUAUGGUUUUAAGCCUCACCCUGUGGUAAGUUUUCUAAGACUUGCGCUCUGUCUGUUGAGUCAACCAGCUCUUUGGCACCUGAUUUAACGUUGUCUUCUUCCAUAUGUUUACUUUAUCUCCAGUGACCUGAAAACCUAAGUUUCACAAAGGGAGGAUGUUUUAAAAAUUUUAUUUUGUUCCCUGCUAUGUCUCCCAGAACCUAAAACAGUAGCUAGAGAAAGCGGUCAGUAAAUAUUUGCUGUAUGAAUGAUAAUGAAUUAUAAUUCUCAAUGAACAUGAGGAAACUGAAGCACAAGGAGAUUUAAUUGCCCAGGCCUCUGUAUAGUUUGCUCUCUCAGGGUUCCAAGUAACAGAUCAGUUUGCAGCUAG
Loxodonta africana (African savanna elephant) is the source of this 7596-nucleotide messenger RNA. RefSeq names its product Wnt family member 5B (gene WNT5B). Gene Ontology annotation, molecular function: frizzled binding; cytokine activity. Gene Ontology annotation, biological process: cell fate commitment; canonical Wnt signaling pathway; multicellular organism development. NCBI's taxonomy places the organism in Eukaryota, Metazoa, Chordata, Mammalia, Proboscidea, Elephantidae. The record is from RefSeq and is a predicted model, not a curated record. Gene Ontology annotation, cellular component: extracellular region. The coding region runs from base 607 to 1761 and encodes 384 amino acids. The transcript is spliced from 5 exons.